UUCGUUCCUUUACGCCAUUUUUAAGAUAGGAUGUGAAGCUGGGAUCUGUCCUGUUUGGUUCUUACGAUUCCAUUAUCGAAAUAAUUUUUUUUGGGUUAUUUUAAAACAAGUAAAACACACGCAACAACAACAAACAAAAGGAAAACAAACACGCCACUAUAACAGAGCUGUUUUUUGAGAAUUGAGAAACCAAGAUCAUGGCCGUUGUAGAGAAUGCGGGCGCGGAUUUGGGGAUGACUGUGGGUUUGAGCUCAUCAUCUAAUCUAGAUUCGGGUGUGUCAUCGUCAGCCAGCGAUCAGGACCAGCUCAACCCCAAUCACAACCACCACUCACUGUUGCGUAUCGACAAUGGUGUCUCGAUUCAGCCUCUCUUCAUGAAGGUCCAGAGUCAACCGUCGCCCAACGGCAAUCCCCAGCAGCCGCCGUCGCAGAAUCUGCAGGUGGCCCAUCAUUAUCCUUCUCAUCAUCAGCGACCUAACGGCGGCGGAGGUGAUUUACGGAGGAAUGGGGAUGUGAAAGAGAGCUACGAGAGGGAUAUGAGAGCGCUGCAGGACUUAUUCUCUAAGCUGAACCCCAUGGCUGAGGAGUUUGUGCCUCCUUCGCUUGCUAACAGCAAUGGCAAUCAUCGUGGACUUAAUGGACUCAAUUUGGGGUUUUAUACUAAUAACAACAACGACUCUUUGGGGUAUAGCAACGGCACUAGAAAUGGACAACUCAAUGGAAAUGCUGGUCGAAGGAAGAAAAACUAUAAUCAAGUGAAAAGGAGAAUGAACAGCAGGACAGGCAUAGCCCAGAGAGAGGAGGUAAUUCGCAGGACUGUGUAUGUGUCUGACAUUGAUCAACAGGUCACUGAAGAACAGCUUGCUGCUCUUUUUGUUGGCUGUGGGCAGGUGGUGGACUGCCGUAUAUGUGGUGAUCCCAAUUCUGUACUUCGUUUUGCCUUUAUCGAGUUCACUGAUGAAGAUGGUGCAAGGGCUGCUUUAAAUCUUGCCGGGACAAUGCUCGGAUACUAUCCCAUGAGGGUGCUGCCCUCAAAAACAGCUAUUGCACCGGUUAAUCCAACCUUUUUGCCUAGGAAUGAUGAUGAACGUGAAAUGUGCACAAGGACUAUCUACUGUACAAACAUUGAUAAGAAGGUUACUCAAUUAGAUGUUAAACUCUUUUUUGAAUCAGUCUGUGGAGAGGUUUAUCGCCUGAGGCUGCUAGGGGACUAUCAUCAUUCUACUCGUAUUGCUUUUGUGGAGUUUGUGAUGGUGAGGUAAUGAAUGGUCUUGAAUAUCAAACCUAGGGAAGUUCAGCAAAAGGAUUAGGUGAGGUAAUGAAUUUUCAAGGUGGCUCGAAGCACUCUGAAGCAUUGACACUCCUUUAAUGAAGGGUAUGCAGUGACAACGCUUGUUAGACAUGUGAACAUGCCAAAAAUGAGUCUAAGAUGUGCUAGAGAAUUAAAUGCAUUCAAAAAAACAUAAAAAAGAAAAAUAUCUGAUGCACUUGUCAGUCACACUUUUUAUAUGUCAAACACUAGAAACUUUAUAAGUGUUUUUUGCAGCAAAAAUUUUUGUGGUGCAUAUGCCUUGGAAGAGGACCUACAAGAAACGUUAGAGUUUAUUGAAUCCUGAGGCUUUCCCUUUACCUUUUGAAAUACUUAUCUAGAGGGGCUUAUGAAGGCUUAUUCUUAGAAUUGGCUUUGGAAGAGGACCUGUCGAAUCUUGUGGGUCCUUUACAUUUUGACUCACUUAUCUAGUGUGGCAACUGGAGGCCAAUGCAUUAUUAAUAGUAGUAAUUUUCCCCAUGAAAGAUCAACAGCUUUGAGUAGAAAAAGAUUUGAAAGUUAGCAGAGUUCUGAUUUAUCUUGAUGUUCUGAUGGAAUAUUAUCAUUCAUUAGUGCCUUUGUGACAUUUGCUUAACCAAUUUUUCACAAGGAUUGGCAUUAUCUUUUCUUCUCUGUUAUCCUUUUCUUCAUACUUCUGAAUUCUUAUGGUUGAUUCUUAUGUAUAUGUUAUCAUAUUGCUUGAUUAUGGCAAUCAUGAGUUGUAGGAUGUAAGGAUCUUUAGAAUGACUCCUCAACCAUGUUUAGAUGGUUAAUAUGCAUUAGAAAAAUCAUUCUUCAGGUUGAAUAGAUUCUACAAUGAGUUAACAAUGAGCUAUUUCUCGUAGUUUAAAAGAGAAAUCACAAACUUGUCAAGUAGCCCUUACAAUGGGAUAGUGAAGAAAGGAAAUAACGUUUAAAGGGAUUUUCAGUUUCUUUGCUGGUGCUUCCAAGAACACAUUACCUUAUUGAUCAAAUCAGCUUGGUAUUCAGCAAAUAUCCAUAAACUUAUUUUAUUAUCAACUGGAUCUCUAACUUAUUAUGAGUGAAGUCAUCUGCAGCAUGCUAGGAAUAUCUAUGCCUAAAUAUCAUUUCUAUACUGUCUAUCUUUGUAUGAGAAAUAAGUGCAUAACAGGAUACCAGGAAUGGUCUCUGGAAGUGCCCUUGAUUGAAUUUGUCAAGGAUUACCUGGGAUGAAAUUGUUAUAAUUAAGUUUAAUCUUGUUUCACAAUGAAACAUUUUUGCAUUGCAUGAUACACAAUUUUACUCUUGUGUAAUGUGUUUUGGAAUGCAUUCUGUCAAGUAUUUUAUAUUCUUGUCACUCUGAACUUGCUAUUAUUUCAGAAAUGUCGUUUCUAAUCCUCUUUUUAUUUAGUAUGAAUUAUAACUGAUGAAGACAAUCCUUAUGCAAACCCAAUCUAUUGAUGGUCUCAUUUGGAAUCUACUUCACAGAUAGAACUGCUUAAUAGUGUUUGUCCUAAUUAAUUAGUUUGUACUAUUGUAUCCCUGCUAAACUCUGCUUCUUUCCAGAGUAAGUAUUGCUGUAUGGUUGAUUCUUCACUCUUAUGCAACUGUCAUGAUAUCCCCUAUUUGCAUAGGCAGCUGAUAUGUGAACUUGCUGGGGAUUCUCUGUUCUCUUUUAUCUCAUUCCUUUUCUGUUCUUAUUUACUUCUUACAAUAAAUUUAGCUUCUAAACCCCUUCUAUAGGUCUCUCUGUGAUCCAAAAUCUUAACCAAAAUUAAUAUGCAAGGCAUCAAGAGCCAACAUUUUCUGAUUAGCUUAGAUCUCAUUGGGGUGUGAUUCUAUUGUGUGACAUUUUGGAAUCUUACCAUUUGAUUGACCCUUAACAAAAUCAUUAUAUAUCUACCUCUCUUUCCAAUAAACUAUAUAAUUAUAAGGCAAAUGCUGUUUGCAUUUGGAUCUAGACAUGGUAAUCUAGGCUGCUUAUAUCCUAGACCUUACAUUAUAUAAUUGGUUGACUUCAUUAAGAACUUUUCUGUUAAUGCAGCGCCGUUCUGCUGAGCUACUAGUUCUUUGUCACUAUUACCUUGUAUUCUUUUAUGUACUGCAACUUAUUUCCCUUUUUAAUGUUUCCUGGGCCUCACAACCUUCUUGAGGUUUAGAGACGUAAUGCUUUGGUUUAACUGCUUUAUGGUAAUGGGGAAAGAUAGUGUACAAACUAGUUUUAUAAGUUGGAGAAUUCCACUGCAACUCGUUUGUUUGGGUUAGCCCCUCGCUAUGUUGAUGGGAAUUGCAAUGGAUGGUAAUCCACAAUCUACAGCUUCUUUGAGAAGACUAUUACCCUCUGUAUGUGGUAAUCUGUUAUCCAAGACAAUAAUGAAAGAAAGAACCAACUUCUGCUAUCCUUUUUUCAACUCUACUGAAAUGAUUUGCUAUUGCUAGGAAUAUGAUUCAAGCCUAACCAAACUGGGGCUCUAGAAGGUAGAAAUUUGGGGACUCUUUUUAAUUUUCAACAUUUGAGCAUUAUUGGCCACUCACAAGACUUCAUAUAUACUGUUAUCCUUGUCAUAUGCAGGAAGCAAUUUAGAGUUUUGAGGUUGACUUCUUUAAUAGUAUUUGUAGAUUAGCAACUUUUAACUUUGAAUUUCAGUGUUACUAUCCAAAUAGCAGGAUCAUCAUAGCAGGUGUCUGAACUUUAUGCUUGACAAAUAUUGCUAAUGUUUAUGCUCCAUUGAUUCUCUAUGUUUAAUUUUAAUAUAAUGGUUAUUUGGCAGUAACUGGAUUUAUGCAGAGGAUUUGAAGUUGUUAUUAGUUGAUGUAGUAUUUGCCCUGGAAUUUUUUGGAUGACUGUGGUAAUGAAAAGCCCUAAUUUACCUUGGCUCAGCUUACAUUGUGUGAAGAAAAAUUUUGUUGCUAUGAUUUGUCGUUUUAUGUACUAGUGUGCAUAGACAUUUAUGUUGAUUGCUGUUCAAUAAGUUGGCUUUGUUUCUUUAUUGACUUGUUGGUCUAGCAUAGAUGACAGAUCUAGUUAUCUGCUUAAUCAAGUGCUUUAUGCUCUAAAAAGUAAAAAAUAAAA
Messenger RNA from Hevea brasiliensis (rubber tree), 4343 nucleotides. Its product is annotated as polyadenylate-binding protein-interacting protein 11. Gene Ontology annotation, molecular function: RNA binding. The transcript is spliced from 10 exons. The record is from RefSeq and is a predicted model, not a curated record. NCBI's taxonomy places the organism in Eukaryota, Viridiplantae, Streptophyta, Magnoliopsida, Malpighiales, Euphorbiaceae. The coding region runs from base 198 to 1262 and encodes 354 amino acids.